Molecule: messenger RNA, 1240 nt
Organism: Aspergillus sclerotioniger CBS 115572
Lineage: Eukaryota; Fungi; Ascomycota; Eurotiomycetes; Eurotiales; Aspergillaceae
Product: pyridoxamine 5'-phosphate oxidase family protein
Exons: 2
Coding region: 196-921 (241 amino acids)
Cellular component (GO): nucleus; cytoplasm
Source: RefSeq, a predicted model, not a curated record
CUAGGGAUUUCAACCCAAAGCGGUAGCGCCUCUUGUUCCGGGCCGCCCCCUCCAGGCCCGCCACUGCUGCUGUCCCUCUGCCACUGUGCUACAAGCUCCUUAGACUCAAACAGAGUCCAGACUGUGAUUGUUGCAUUUGACGUCAAUUCCAUCUGUACCUCGGCUCUGAACGAAAUAUCUCUGAUAUCCUGCACCAUGGCGGAUUCUAUGAACCCCCCGCUUUCUUACGAGGCCUCUGCCUCAACAACCCAUCCGCAUGUCGGGACCACCCUUCCAACGGAGGUGAUCUCGAGUCUCAAGAAUUCGCGAUUCCUUCAUCUCGCAACAUGUGAUGGCCUAACCCCGCACAUUUCGCUCAUGUCCUACACCUACCUUCCCUCGACUCCCUAUGACCCGUAUCCCAUGAUUAUCAUGACCACCAACCCCUCUUCUCGCAAAACCAAUCAUUUGCUGACCAACCCUCGUGUGUCCCUUCUGGUCCACGACUGGGUUUCGCACCGUCCGCCUACCCGGGCUCCCAAUCCCGGUGGUCGCGAAGGGUCUCCUCCGCCUGCUGCGACACGGUCCUCAUUGGCAAGCCUGCUUUUGAACCUGAACACAAGUGCACUGUCUAGUAUUUCCACCACCAUUACCGGUACUGCCCGGUUCCUGGAGUCUGGUUCUGAUGAGGAAGCGUGGUGCAAGAAGCAGCACUUGGAAAACAACACCUUCGAGGAAGAGAUUGGCACUUUCGGACAGCAGCAGCAGGAGCAGGGCCAAAGACGAGCCAGUGUCUCUAUUGAUAGCGAUGUUCGCGUCGUGGUCGUUCGUGUGCGCGAGGGCCGCAUUGCAGACUGGAAGGGCGGCGUGAAGGAUUGGCAGCUGGUUUUGGAGGGAGAAGAAUCGCAAGAGACUUUGGUUAACGGCGUACCGUCCGCAUAGUCCUUACUGGAGUUUGUGCUACCCUGUAUAUCAUCGCCCGGGAGUGGACUUGCCGAUUUGGGAGAUUGCAAGCAGAUGCUCGGGCGCUUACAAAAUGCCUAUGUUCAGUCAUCGGGGUCUUUCGGCGUACCGGGUUUCUGGAGAUUUCUGCGGACAUGAUCUGGUAGUCAUGCCUCCGGACGAAUUUGGAAGUAUCCACUGCUGUACAUAGAAUUGAAAGCUGCAUGCAAAGUCAAGUUAAAAUUAAGCUCCGGGAUGCAAGCACGAAACUGAGAUCCAGAUUGCGUUCAUCAUCACAUGAUCCGGGAGCUCCGCGGUG